AUGACCCUUUCCAAUGAGUUUGAAGCGUCCCAUCGGGCUUCCAUGUCCCUGGAGGAGGAUGAGAUUGACAUAGUAGGAGAGGACGAGCACCUCCACGACCAACUCCGACUUUACAGAGGAAAGAGCGCCACAGAAACGGUCUCGUCAGCCGAAUCCAGUGUGGAACUGGACUGCUCAGAGUUCGACUCCUCGGGGGAAAGCGAGAGCAGUUUCUGCACAGACACGCCUUCCUCCGAGAGGUCUCAGAACGGCUCGGCGAAGCCUCCGUACUCCUACAUCGCCCUCAUCACCAUGGCUAUCCUACAAAGCCCAAUGAAGAAACUGACGCUUAGUGGCAUCUGCGACUUUAUCAGCAACAAGUUCCCUUACUACAGGGAGAAGUUCCCAGCCUGGCAGAACUCCAUCAGACACAACCUGUCACUUAAUGACUGCUUCAUCAAGAUUCCACGGGAACCAGGCAAUCCAGGCAAAGGCAACUACUGGUCUCUUGACCCUGCCUCUGAGGACAUGUUUGACAAUGGCAGCUUUCUCCGGCGCAGGAAGAGGUUCAAGAGGAACCAGCCGGAAUAUGUGAAAGACGGGAUCAUGUUUUAUCCAAACUUCAGCUGCUACCGGCCAUACACAAGGCCUUAUGGAGUCCAGGGCCGGGUGAGUGUAGCGUCCGCACCUAUUCGGUACAUGCCAUUGCAGGAAGGUCUCGUGAUGGCUCCUUCCUCAUACCAACCCUACCCGAAUCUCAACGGCAACGAGAGGUCCAGCUGCCCCAAAGAGUUCAGAGUGCAGCUUGGCGCAUCUUUAUCUUCAGGACAGAAGCCUGAGCGCGACACACAAGCAAAGUGUUCAUUCAGCAUCGACAGCAUAAUGAGCAAGACGUCCGCCUCUGUCUCACAGAACCAGAACCCUCGCUGUUCCGUUGACCAUAACCACCUUUUUACGGGCCCCUCCGCCUGUUUGGUUCCGAGUAUUCUACCGGCUCCAUUACGGACUCCGUUCAGCACAAUGUUCAGUGCUGCCCCCUCCUUGUCGGACAACGUCCAAUUACCUUACCCAAGUUGUUAA
Molecule: messenger RNA, 1059 nt
Organism: Hypomesus transpacificus
Lineage: Eukaryota; Metazoa; Chordata; Actinopteri; Osmeriformes; Osmeridae
Gene: foxd5
Product: forkhead box D5
Exons: 1
Coding region: 1-1059 (352 amino acids)
Biological process (GO): cell differentiation; anatomical structure morphogenesis; regulation of transcription by RNA polymerase II
Molecular function (GO): RNA polymerase II cis-regulatory region sequence-specific DNA binding; DNA-binding transcription factor activity, RNA polymerase II-specific
Source: RefSeq, a predicted model, not a curated record